GCCCCUGCCGGCAUGACUACAACGUCCGUUUUGGUGGGAGCUGUUGCGAGUCAUAUGGCCACCAGAAUACGAAAUGACGACGACUCGGACGGAGCAGUGUACCUGCCGCCGGUUCAAAGCGAACCAGUCAUCCGGCUGCUACAGCCGAUGAUUACUGGCAACGACGUGCCUGUUUCGCAAUACUACGAAGAGCUGAGCAAUCCUGACAGCCGGCUGCAAGAUGCAGUAAUGGAAACAGGAGAUGACGGCACAACCACCCCGCAGCCUCCUGAUUCAAAUGAAAUGCCUGGUGCGUGCGCAGCCAAUGAUGCCUCAAGCCAGCCACCCCAUGCUCCUUGCAGUGCUGGCGCAAACUCCACCAGGAAAGACAGUGCGCCACUCGACGCUGUGCAGAUUCCAGUUGCUACUACAAGACCAUCUAGUAGCAGAAUGGCGCUAUUGGAAAAGACACUUUCGGAGGAAAACGACAUUCGCGUCAAUUUAAUGCGCGAGGAGCAUGGACUCCGAAUGAGGAUUUUGCAGGAGGACCACGAUGACGUAUUAAAAAAAAUAAAUGAAAAGCAUAAAUUAGAUAUGGAGAUUUUGCAAGCGCGAAAAGAAGCAGAAUUGCGUAAAGUGGUGGUGUUACGCGAGCAAUAG
This is a messenger RNA of Dermacentor albipictus, 639 nucleotides long. RefSeq lists its product as uncharacterized. The record is from RefSeq and is a predicted model, not a curated record. NCBI's taxonomy places the organism in Eukaryota, Metazoa, Arthropoda, Arachnida, Ixodida, Ixodidae.